Asterias rubens (European starfish) is the source of this 2421-nucleotide messenger RNA. RefSeq names its product programmed cell death protein 6-like. The transcript has 5 exons. The coding region runs from base 98 to 628 and encodes 176 amino acids. The record is from RefSeq and is a predicted model, not a curated record. NCBI's taxonomy places the organism in Eukaryota, Metazoa, Echinodermata, Asteroidea, Forcipulatida, Asteriidae. Gene Ontology annotation, molecular function: calcium ion binding.
AAGGGCAGUUUAGUAUUGUGAUUUCUUACUGAUUCAAUUCAACUCGGGGUUUAGAGAGCUCAUUUUCUGCUUUCGAGUGUUUGGUUUUUGUUUCGAAAUGGCAGUUCCAGAUCAACAACAGCAACAGUUCCUUUGGAAUGUAUUCAGCAAGGUUGACAAAGACAGAAGUGGAGCCAUUUCAGUGGAUGAACUUCAACAAGCUCUAUCAAACGGAACAUGGACACCCUUCAACCCAGAAACUGUUCGCUUGAUGAUCGGAAUGUUCGAUAGAGACCACAGUGGAAAUAUUAACUUCCAGGAAUUUGGUUCACUGUGGAAGUACAUCACAGACUGGCAGACCACAUUCAGAAGCUACGACCGAGAUAAUUCAGGAUCCAUUGAUAAGAAUGAGCUGCAACGUGCCAUCGUCAGCUUUGGGUUUCGUCUCUCAGAUCGCUUCUUCACUUUGCUCAUACGAAAGUUUGAUCGACAAGGCAAAGGCUCUAUUGCUUUUGAUGACUUCAUCCAAUGCUGUAUUACCCUCCAGACCUUGACAAACUCCUUCAAAGCCUUUGACACAAACCGCAACGGUUGGAUUGAGAUUGGAUACGAACAAUUCCUGACUCUGGUAUUUUCUAUGAAAUCAUAAGGAACACCGAACAUUGUGCAGCUUUUUUUAAUGCUUUUACGUUAUGUUCAUAAGUUUUGUACAUAAUAUUAAGUCAUUGUCUUCUAGGUACCUAAAUUUUAAGGGGGCUUAUUUUUCUGUUUGCUAAACCUACUUGAUUCUUACACGAGCACAUUUCUUCUUUUCACCCAGUGUUCUCUCUUCUCGUUACAUUUCACUCUCUGACUUUAAAACUGCUUCCAUAUCACAUGUAAUGGAAGACUUUUGAUAGGUGGCAGCAGACUGGCCAGGUAAAUUUCCAUUGAUUACGUAGAUCUGGGCAUGCGCACUUAACCGAGAACAAUGGAUUUACCUGGUAAAGUAUGUGGCCACCUAGCGUCUUAAAAGUCCACCAUUCUUGUAGAACAUAACAUAUAAAAUCUACUAUAGAUUCAACUGAUGUCAACUCCACUAAAGUGGCUUCUUACUUUAUGAGUCUUUUUCUAUAUGUUACAUUUUGCAACUGCCAUGCCUCUUAAAGUCCGGUUCAUACUUCCUGCAAAUGCAAAGCGAAUUUUGGUGACAAUCGGUACGCGCUCCAUUUCCUUUUAUGACGCAGAUAAAAUCGCUUCGCCUGAAGCAUUCGCAGGAAAUAUGAACCAGGCUUUAUUCUCUUAAUCUCAGUGAUGAGUCAGUUUGGGUUUAGUCAAUGAUUCAUUUGACUCUCAUAGAGUCAUUGAUGCUCUUAUAGUCAUUGGCUCUCUCAAAGUCAAUGACUCUGUGAUGAUACAUGUAGAUAUAGUGACUGAGUAAGUGACUGUGUUAGUUAUGAUGACUCUGUUAGUGUUGGUGACUCUGUUAGAGUCAUUGACUCACUUAUAGAGUCUUCAAUGAAUUUUAUAAAAUUUUACUUUCUGAUUAAUAAAUCUCCUGAAGAUAGAGUCAUUGACUCUCUUAGAGUCAUUUUCUCUUUCAGACGCAAUGACUCUCUGAUAGACUCGAGAUAUUGACCGAGUCAGUGACUCUGUGAGGGUCAGUAACUGUGUUAGAGUUCUUGACUCUCUUAACCCUGGAACAAGUGACAGCUGUCACUGGCCAAUUGGUUGCAAACCCUGGAAACAAGAACCACUGGACCUGCUAUUUCAGUUUAUCCUGUAAUGGGGCAUCUGUCAACACCUCAAAUUUGAAUUGCAGACAUUGGCGGCUAUUUAGCCUGGGGGGGGUGUUAGGGAAAAACAGCUGGUUAGUCCAUCAGUGCCGAUAUUGGAGAUUACUGUCCCUAUAUUUAGAUUUUAAUGGUUAAAAAGGUGUUUUUAAACAUUUUCUUCCAAAAUUAAAUAAAAACUAUUGACAUCUCCUCCUCGGGAUACUUAAAGCAACCUUAGAAUGUUAGAAAAAGCAUAGAAGAGAAAAAACACAAAUUUUUCCACAUUCUGAACUCAAUUAUGAUAUGCAAGAACCUCAUAGAGACUGCAAUCACCAAGCAACGAGUCCAUGUGCGCAAAAUGUAGGGACGCUCUGGUGUCAUUGAUGACUCUGAUUAGUAAUUAAAUCUCUUAAUGAUAGAUUAAUUGAUUCUCUUAUAGAGUGAAUGACUCUCUGAUUGUCACUCCCUGCGUAAUUGACUCUCUUGACAUUCAUAAAUUCAAUCUGUGUGUGAAAAAGUGUUGCCUUACAGUGUUAAGCCCGGAACAUACUUCCUGGGAAUGCGAAUGCGUCACAAAUUCACAACGAAGUUCGCACUGAGUUGAGCUGGGCUCAACUCUCUUGCAAAUAUUGCAGCAAAAAAAGGGGUUGUGACGUCAAAUUCACAUCAAAUUCGCAUCGCAUUCGCA